Molecule: messenger RNA, 1953 nt
Organism: Corythoichthys intestinalis (scribbled pipefish)
Lineage: Eukaryota; Metazoa; Chordata; Actinopteri; Syngnathiformes; Syngnathidae
Product: angiopoietin-related protein 7
Exons: 8
Coding region: 218-1507 (429 amino acids)
Source: RefSeq, a predicted model, not a curated record
GAGUGCAAAGGAAGAUACAAGAAGACGGCAAACAAAGCCGAGGUGUACCAUGGAAAGAGACCCUCGCCCGGGAUGGGCUUGGAGGGUGACUUCCUGCGAGGUCAGUAUAUUUACAGUUUAGGUUAAGUAAAUUUUGUAUAUGUGAUGUUUUGACUUUUAGGCUGAGACAGCAGAGCCUCAUCUGUUGACGUCCAGCACUUGGUGCCACUAAGGAGCCAUGUCCCGGCCCACCACCGCCCCAAUAUGGGGUUUACACCUCUGGGUCCCCAUGUUGGUACUCUCUCAGGUGACGGCAGAUGGGCUGAACACCACGCAACGCAUUGGCGGGGGCUCCCAGUGUGGAGAAUACACCAGUCAGGUGAUGGAGGACGGCAUGUGUCGCCUGGUAGCCACGCUACCGCAGCUGGACGAGCAGCGCUGCCCCGACAUGUUCCGCUGCACGGACGAGGUUUCUUACUGGCUGCACGAGAACGAGGAGCGCAAACAGCAAGUGGCGGCGUUGAAAGAGACCAUCUCGGAGCUGCAGGAGGAGCUGAGGAACCACCGCCAUCGCAUCAAGGUUUUUGAGAUGCAGCGUGAUGACAGAAGCAAUUCCAACACCACCAUGGAGCAACGUUUCCAUGAGAUGGAGGAACACUACGCCGAGGCCAACAACUUGCUGCAUCUACAGGGGACGCUCAUCCUCAACCUGCAGAACCAAGUUCACAACCUCACCUUAUUGGUGGAUCAGGUGAAGAACAGUCCUGGGUGUUCCGUCAACAUCGUCCGGCCUAACCCACUCAUGAGUAGCCAGCAGGCCUUACACCCGGAUACUCAUCACAUGAGGAACUGUCCCAUCGACUGCGCCUCUAUUUACUACAACGGAGUGAGGAGAUCCGGCCUCUACACUGUGGUGCCAUCAUUUGCAGGCAUGCCUGUGGAGGUCUACUGUAAUAUGGACAUUGAUGGCGGUGGUUGGACGGUGAUCCAAAGGCGGCUCGACGGGUCCAUUAGCUUCGAUAGGAGCUGGCGGGAAUACCGGGCCGGUUUCGGAGACCUCCACUCAGAGUUUUGGCUUGGAAACGAUCAUAUCCAUGAGCUGAGCAGCCAGGGAGACUACAGCCUGCGUAUAAAUCUGGAGGACUGGAGCAACAAACAUAAGCAUGCACUCUAUCAGCACUUCAGUGUAGAAGAUGAGGAGCAUCACUACCGUCUCCACGUGUCGGGCUUCAGCGGCAGCGCACGGGAUUCUUUCGGCUGGUACCACGACAAGCGCGGCUUCAGCACGCCGGACAGCGGUGACAUCUGCGCAGAGAUCUCCCACGGCGGGUGGUGGUACGGACAGUGUUUCUACGCCAACCUCAACGGUGUUUACUACAGGGGCGGUCACUACACACCAAAGGGCAAAGGUCACCUGGGCCCAGACGAGAUCGUCUGGCACUCGUGGAGGGAUUCGGACUUUUACUCGCUACGGAAAGUUAGCAUGAUGAUACGACCGCGCAGCUUUAGGAACCGUUUAUCUCCGUGAAUGACUGUUACCGUGGCGACUGCUGGAGGAAGUGGAGAAACAAUGCAGGUGUAUGUAUAUUUAUGGACAUUUUUCAAGGUGGUGUAAUGUUUUUGUACGCUAAUUUUGUAUAUUUAGAUUUUAAAAAUGAGUUAACGCAUUUGCUGACAUUGACGGCGAUGGACGGCCAAUCCAUUAAUGGACUGGGCGUCGAUCGCCGUCAUGGCAGUGAACGAGUUCAUGACAGCUAAGCUAAGCCAACACAUUUCAUGUUUCAGUUCAAAGAAAUUGCAUUUCCAGUUGAUAUUUUACAGAUUGUCAUGUAAAUUCCAUUAAGUUUUGUUAGCUAGAGGCUAUCAAAUUAUUUUUUUAAAGUAAAUAUUUAAGUGAUACAAAUCACUUUUUGAAUUAAUGAAUUAAGUUGUCAAAAAUAAAUGUAUUAAUGUGCACCUGUAUAUUAAAUGUAC